GGGGUACUUCGGCCUAGGCUGGCCGGGGUUCUGCGGCCCUUGGCCCCAGGCCCCAGGUUCUGUGCGCUUGCGUCGCUCCCCCAGGUACAAGGGUCCCAUGCGGUGGGACCCCCGGGCAGGGCUGGGCUAGGCGGGACCCCGGAGUGUCUCGGGGCGGGCGAAGAUGCACCGACGGCGGCGGCGCUGAGGGGCCUCCCGCCGCCCUAACCGCUCCUGCCCUCGGCGUCCGCGAAAGAGCCAGCCAGCCCCCUGCCAGGUUGGUGGGAGCAGCCAGAGGCCGGGGAAUGAACUGCCGGGCCGAGGUCCUGGAGGUGUCCGUGGAGGGGCGGCAGGUGGAAGAGGCCCUGCUGGCUGUGCUGCAUACAGUGCUCCUGCACCGAAGCACCGGCAAGUUCCACUACAAGAAGGAGGGCACCUACUCCAUUGGCACUGUGGGCACCCAGGACAUCGACUGUGACUUCAUCGACUUCACCUACGUGCGGGUCUCCUCAGAGGAGCUGGACCGGGCCCUGCGCAAGGUCGUUGGGGAGUUCAAGGAUGCCCUUCGGAACUCUGGUGGCGACGGCCUCGGGCAGAUGUCCUUGGAGUUCUACCAGAAGAAGAAGUCCCGGUGGCCCUUCUCCGACGAGUGCAUCCCCUGGGAGGUGUGGACAGUGAAGGUCCACGUGGUGGCCUUGGCCACGGAGCAGGAGCGCCAGAUCUGCCGAGAGAAGGUGGGGGAGAAGCUGUGCGAGAAGGUGAUCAACAUCGUGGAGGUGAUGAACCGGCACGAGUACCUGCCCAAGAUGCCCACGCAGUCCGAGGUGGACAACGUCUUCGACACGGGCCUUCGGGACGUGCAGCCCUACCUCUACAAGAUCUCCUUCCAGAUCACGGACGCCCUGGGCACCUCGGUCACCACCACCAUGCGCAGGCUCAUCAAGGACACGCUGGCCCUCUAGCCGGCGCCAGGCGCAGGGAGAGCCGCCUGCGGGGCCGGGGGCAGCCGGCUCCUCCUCUGCUUGGGGACUUACUGGGCAACGUGCAUGUAGGGGGCUCCUGGAGGAACCCGCCAUCCUCGGCCCUGCCUCCUUCUUCGGCAGGUCUCCGGAACUGGAUCUCCCCUUCCUCUCCCAUAUUGUGCUGACAGCCAAGGCUCCCUCCCAAACCGUCGAAGAUGGGGUCCUCCUCAGGCCCUUUCUUAGGACACUGUUACUUCCCCUCAGUGUCCCCUCCCCCUGCCUCAUCUGUACAGAAAACACACUAAGUAGGGAAUAAAAGUUGGAAAUUCGA
Molecule: messenger RNA, 1272 nt
Organism: Monodelphis domestica (gray short-tailed opossum)
Lineage: Eukaryota; Metazoa; Chordata; Mammalia; Didelphimorphia; Didelphidae
Gene: ATG101
Product: autophagy related 101
Biological process (GO): autophagosome assembly; autophagy
Cellular component (GO): phagophore assembly site; Atg1/ULK1 kinase complex
Molecular function (GO): protein kinase binding
Source: RefSeq, a predicted model, not a curated record